Messenger RNA from Penaeus indicus, 1719 nucleotides. RefSeq names its product CDP-diacylglycerol--glycerol-3-phosphate 3-phosphatidyltransferase, mitochondrial-like (gene PGS1). Gene Ontology annotation, biological process: cardiolipin biosynthetic process. Bases 103 to 1608 code for a protein of 501 amino acids. NCBI's taxonomy places the organism in Eukaryota, Metazoa, Arthropoda, Malacostraca, Decapoda, Penaeidae. The transcript has 8 exons. Gene Ontology annotation, molecular function: CDP-diacylglycerol-glycerol-3-phosphate 3-phosphatidyltransferase activity. The record is from RefSeq and is a predicted model, not a curated record. Gene Ontology annotation, cellular component: mitochondrion.
UUCUGGCGUGAAAGCAAGGUGUCAAGGUAUCCCUUCCAAAACAACACAGUAUUAGUGAUUAAUUCAUCAAGGGUAAGAUCACAGCAGCGGCUUUAUACAGCCAUGCCAGAACCAGACUGCGGUAAAAAUGCAAGUUCAUUAGUGUCACAACCCAUGCGAAUUCCAGUCAACAUGCAAUGGCUUUUGCAGCACUGCCCAGCCUUUCCAGUUUGUGGAUCAAAGGUUAGAAUAAUCACCAAUCCUAAAGAAUUCUACCAAGAACUGCUAGACCAAGCCUCAAGGUCAUCACACCGUAUUAGUAUGUCUUCCCUGUAUCUGGGGACUGGAAAAUUAGAAAAGGAAUUGGUAUCCACUAUGGUAAAGCGAGCUGAUGAGUGUGAAAGUCUUCAGGUGAAAUGGCUCUUGGACUUCACUAGAGGUUCACGGGGAGACUACAAUUCAUGCAGCAUGUUGCAGCCCCUUAUAACCAGACAUCCAAGUUCAUGUUCUGUCUCUUUAUACCAUACACCUGACCUCCGUGGUGUCUUGAAAAGCCUCAUCCCUCAGCGCUGGAAUGAAGUAAUUGGCCUGCAGCACAUGAAGCUCUAUGUUUUUGAUGACACUUUGGUCAUCUCUGGAGCAAACUUGAGCAAUGACUACUUCACUAAUCGCCAGGAUCGUUAUUUUGUGUUCGAAAAUUGCCCAGCUUUGGCAGAUUUCUACCACUGUCUUAUAGAGACAGUUAGCAAGUUUUCUUUCCUUCUACACAAAAAUAACACAAUAGCAAUGCCUCAGGAAUCAACUGUUCACCCAUUCUUGGGUGAUUACAAGAAGUACUGCAGUGCAGUGAGAGAAGCAGUGGAGCAUCUUUGGAGAAAGGAAUGUGAAAAAAAUGUUUUGAGGUUACAGCACAUUAUCCAAGGUCAUCAUCACCAUUUACCCUCAGACAAGAGAGGGGAUGACUCAAAGGGAGAGAGUGAGCCUAACAAUAUGCCUGACACUUUGAUCUUUCCAACCUUACAAAUGGGACCAUUUGGCAUCACAAAUGAUAGUCUUAUUACAAACAGACUCUUGACCCAGGCUGAAGAGGGUGCAAGAAUACAGCUGGCAUCUGGAUAUUUCAACUUGACAAAAGAAUACAUGAAAUGCAUCCUAUACCACUCAAGAGCAACCUUCGGCAUCCUCAUGGCUCAUCCACAGGCCAAUGGAUUUCUGGGGGCACGUGGCUUUGCAGGAGCAAUCCCAGCAGGAUAUACUCAGUUGGCAAAAGGAUUUUACAAGAGAUUGUGUCAAGAAAGACAAAACGACAGAAUCUUCUUGUGUGAAUAUAAAAAGCCAGGCUGGACUUUUCAUGUCAAGGGCCUUUGGUAUUACCAACCAAAUAAGCCCCUGCCACUGUUGACAAUGAUUGGCUCUCCAAACUUUGGUUGGCGCUCAGUCAACAGAGACCUUGAGAGCCAGAUAGUGUUGAUAACAACUAAUGAGGACCUCCAAAAGUCCUUGCACCAGGAACAAGAAAGAUUAUAUAAUUCAUCAGAUCAAGUAACUGAUAAAACCUUUGGUCAGUCAGAUAGAUGGGUCCCAUUUUGGGUGAGAUUUGUGAUGCCUAUUAUAAAAGUCUUCUUUUGAAAAAUAUGUUCAUGUUUGUAUAUAAAGGUGCUUUGUUGGUCAUAGACUUCUGUAAUAAGUUGUUAUUGUAAAGUUUAUACAUUCUAUGGCAAAUAAAUAGAGAAAAAUUAA